GAUUAAUUUUUCGCUCCUGCCUUUUAUGGUUUCCGUUUAAAAAUGUAAAUUACUUUGAAUCCCUAUUUAACGCAGAAUGAGUAUGAUGUUUGAUUGUGAGAAAAUAUGAAAUAAUCUGAGUAAAAAUGAAAAAUUGGAAUAAAAGUUCGGAUCAGAUUUCCUGAAGAUGUGACAUACAAUGUAUCAAGUUCGUGUUUAUUCAAUUCACCUCUAAACAGAUAUUGAAAGAGUUGCUCUAACAGUGAUAAAGUGGUGAAUAUUUCAUCAACUCACAAGUCACUCAUUGUUAGUUUCCCUACAAAUCCGAUGAAUAUUUCCUUUUCCUACUUUUAUGCUUAUAUGAGCUUGAGCUAUGGUGUGAUUUUGAGCUGUGGUGGGACUUUAGGAGAAAGGUUGGGUAAUAGGAAGACAGAACCAACUUUAAACCAAAACUCAGUUUUCAAAUGAAAAAGUCAACACAAAUCACAUGGUCAUCAUAUGUUUCAACAGCUGUGACUGAGUAUUAACUACUCUGUAUUUUGAUUUGUAACUUUACAAUCAAAGAUUACCUGUGAUAUUCCAUAUCUUUGUUCGAAAGUUAAGGUGUCUGUGACCAUAAGGUAAUUAUGCCGAUUUUCAUACCUUUAUUUUGAUCCAUUUUCUUGGUUGAUAUUUCAGAUACCACCUGAAUUGAUAUUCCCCCAUAUCACGAUAAUACUGAAGGAUGUAACGCUUAAAACCGCACGAAUGAAGGAGGAGGAUCUGGAAUCUAUCCGCUAUACAGUAAAAUUGUAUUCAAUUGUUCUUGUUUACAGUUAGUUGAGAGACUUUAAACAUCACCUACUCGCUAGUUUUCUGAAUCUCUUUAUCAAAUUUAGUGGGCAAUCUAAACCUAUCUAAUUUUAUUGUAUUUCUUCAGACAACCAACAUGAAUCCUGAUCAACUCAGAGAAUGUGAAAAAAUUGCCAUUGAAUUGGCUAAAAGGGCUGGACUCAUGAUGAUGGAAACAAGUGGACGAAAUACUAAUAUUGAAACCAAGCUAUCACCUGUUGAUUUGGUUACUGAAACAGAUAAAGCCGUGGAAAAACUAGUUUUUGACGAGCUGAAAAAAAGAUUUCCGGAUCACAGAUUUAUUGGUGAAGAAUCUUUUACUGGCAAAGUCAACUUGACUGACUGUCCAACAUGGAUUAUUGAUCCUAUUGAUGGAACCAUGAAUUUUGUUCAUACCUUUCCGUUUUGCUGCAUCAGCAUUGGAUUGACUGUUGGCAAAGAGGUCAUUUUUGGCUUGAUUUAUUCACCUUUCUUGAACAAAUUAUAUACUGCUAAAAAAGGCCAAGGUGCUUAUUGUAAUGGUGAGCCUAUCCACGUAAGACAUUGUGAUUCCUUCAAAUCAGCCUUACUAAUCAAUGAACUAGGAAGCAAUCGAACCGAUGAGCAUCAGAAAAUUUAUUUUGGAAAUUUAGCCGCUAUUGGAUGGAAAUGUCAGGGAGUACGAUCGUUAGGAUCAGCUGCUCUUAAUGCAUGCAUGCUGGCUAAUGGUUAUGUUGAUGCUUAUUUUGAGUAUGGUCUACACUGUUGGGAUUUAGCGGCUGGCUCGAUUAUCAUCCAGGAAGCUGGUGGAACUGUUCUUGAUCCAGAAGGUGGACCUUUCAAUUUAAUGUCCAGGCGCAUAUUGGCUGCUUCUAACGAAAAGGUCGCUCGAGAAAUUCAGGGCUUAUCGUUGGCCAUAGCUCUUACGAACAUGAUUAAUCAUUCGCUUAGUUUGAUAUGCAAGCUUCAUCAAACUCAUUCCAAUGCGAAAAAAUAUGGUAUUAAACAGAUAAAAUUGCAUAUUGAAAAGAAAUGCAAUUGAAUUUAUUUCGAACUGUAUCAAACAAACCUUAAUACAUUGAUUAAUGGCUCAUCUAAUCAUUUCCCUCAAUAUAUCGAUAUGUUCUUUUUGUCAUA
This is a messenger RNA of Tetranychus urticae (two-spotted spider mite), 1926 nucleotides long. The record is from RefSeq and is a predicted model, not a curated record. NCBI's taxonomy places the organism in Eukaryota, Metazoa, Arthropoda, Arachnida, Trombidiformes, Tetranychidae.